This is a messenger RNA of Lentinula edodes (shiitake mushroom), 1077 nucleotides long. RefSeq lists its product as uncharacterized. The record is from RefSeq and is a predicted model, not a curated record. The coding region runs from base 1 to 1077 and encodes 358 amino acids. The transcript is spliced from 5 exons. NCBI's taxonomy places the organism in Eukaryota, Fungi, Basidiomycota, Agaricomycetes, Agaricales, Omphalotaceae.
AUGUUUUUGGGCCAAGUCGGAAAAUGGCUGCUUGGUUUAUUGCUCCUACUCAACAUACGCGCCUUCCCUACGGUCUGGCACUUUCGCAUUUUCCGACCUUUGAUCUAUAUCUGGUCCUCGCAUUUCUUUUUCAAAAUAAGGGCAAUCUUUAUGUCCAAGUCUGCCAAGGAAAACGCGUUCGAACGUUGGAUCGAUUCUCUGACGCCGGUUGGAGCAAGCCCGUUUCAGUCAACAUUGUUUCGCUCUUGGGCCAGUAUCGAUGAGAGCGACUACAACUUUCACCUUAGCAAUUCAAGCUACGCAAAGGCUCUUGACGCUGCUAGAUUUAAACUCGCUUGCCAUUUGCUGCCGAAAUUUAUCAUCGCUGGUGGUGUCAUCCCGCUGGCUGGAACUCAUUUUCACUUUGUGCGCGAAAUACCGAUUCUGGCCAAAUAUGAAGUGAGGGUUACUCUUGGAGCUUGGGACGAAAAAUGGAUAUAUAUCGUGUGUCGUUUUGUCACGAAAAGCCAGGGCAAAAACAAAGGCUCCUCUACGGCUAAGAAAAAUGACGCAGAAAUCUCCCCAUCCUUUUUUCACGCUCCGGUCAACUCAAGUGGAGUUUCCAUGUCCAGCACGCCAGUGAAUAGUACAACGCCAGUGCCACCCACAGAUAUGGAUAAGUUGGCAUCGAAACUGCUAUCAACCGGGGAACCUGAUGGGGCUACACUCCACACGAUAACUAUCUCACAAAUGUGUUUCAAAAUGGGUCGUAUCACGGUUCCUCCUGCUGUGGUUUUUGCCGCAAACGGGCUUUGUGUCCCUCCUGUCUCUACUUCCGAUACGCCUACCCCCGAGCCAUAUUCUUUGACCAACCCGCCGCCUCACUGGGACAAAGUCAAGCCAAUUGCAUCAACACUUCACGGUGGAAGUAUCAAGAAACUGCAAGCAUUCUUCCGUGGAGGAUGGAAAGAGCUUCCAGAGGACGAACGAUGGUGGCAAGAGGCGAUGGGUGGUGCUGUCGAGCAGCAGAGACGGCAGAACCUACAGGUCCUAGAUAUGCUCAGGAAAGGUAUGGAAGGUGCGAGGGAGAUGAGGUGA